Messenger RNA from Dipodomys ordii (Ord's kangaroo rat), 2734 nucleotides. It is a transcript of the gene Spice1, whose product is annotated as spindle and centriole associated protein 1. The transcript has 19 exons. Bases 146 to 2734 code for a protein of 862 amino acids. Lineage: Eukaryota; Metazoa; Chordata; Mammalia; Rodentia; Heteromyidae. Gene Ontology annotation, cellular component: centrosome; spindle; centriole. The record is from RefSeq and is a predicted model, not a curated record. Gene Ontology annotation, biological process: metaphase chromosome alignment; mitotic spindle assembly; regulation of centriole replication.
UACGCAAGGGUGAGGCGCGGGGCGGGGCUCUGGUCACCCAGGCAACAAGCCGGAAGCCGCGGAUUGCCUUAAUCUGUGGCGCGCUCCUCGGAUCUGGAGUCUGAAAUUUUAGUCGCUGUGGAGGCAGCAGAGGGAAAACGACAAGAUGCCAAUGGUCAGAGUGAAUCGUUAUGGUCCCCAAGGAGGUGGCAGGAAAGUGCUGAAGGCAAAGAAGAAGAAAACUUCAGUGAAGCAAGAAUGGGAUAAUACUGUAAAUGAUCUAACAGUUCACCGAGCAACUCCUGAAGAUCUUAUACGACGUCAUGAAAUCCACAAGUCAAAGAAUAGAGCAUUAGUACACUGGGAACUUCAAGAAAAAGCUUUGAAGAGAAAAUGGAAGAAACAGAAACCAGAAACUUUGAAUCUCGAGAAAAGAAGAUUGUCUAUCAUGAAGGAGAUUCUUUCUGAUCAAUAUCAGAUGCAGGAUGUGUUGGAGAAAUCUGAUCAUUUGAUAGCUGAGGCAAAAGAUCUGUUUGUUGAUGUUCCUCGGAGACGCACAGGGUUUCCAAAUGUCACAAUGGCUCCUGAUUCCUCUGAGGGGCCCAUUGUGGUAAAUCAAGACCCUGUCAUCCAAUCUGUCAUAGAACCCCAGGCUCUUAAUGAAGUAGAUGAUGAUGGAGAAGAAGGCACUAUUAACAGCCAGUCAGAAGAAAGUGAGAACGAGUUGGAUAAUUCUCAAACUGCCAUGAAUACAGACAGUUCUAGGAGCCAGAAAUCCAAAGUCAGUUUCACUAGGCAGACAUUAAGGUUUCUCCACCAACUAAAGGAAGAAAAUUCUGAGUUUAUUAAUAAAUUGUGGACUGAUAUUCAGCAGAAAUUAGCAACACAGUCACAAGUAACAACUCCUCCAGGAUCUCCAUCAUCAGGGGAACCAAGAGCUGCUCUGAAUGCUACUAGUGCCGUCAAGAGAAUCCAAAGCAGGCUUCAGCCCGAGGAAUCUACUGAGACUGUAGGCUCAAGCAUGGUGGUGGGACAGGUGCUGAACUCAAGGAAGCAAAAACAGCUGCUAAAUAAAGUGAAAAGAAAACCAGAUCUGCAUACUCCUAAGCAAAAGGAAAACAUGUUAUCAGCUAGCACAACCUCUGCAGACAUACCAGGUAGCAACAGUGCCAGCCUGGAUAUCCUUAAACACAUGAUACAUGAAGUGGAACAUGAAAUGGAAGAAUAUGAGCGGUGGACAGGACGUGAGGUCAAGGGACUGCAGAGUGGUCAGGGUCUCACAGGCUUCACUUUGUCGCUGGUGAGCUCUCUCUGUCGCCUAGUUCGAUACCUUAAAGAGAGUGAGCUUCAAUUACGUAAAGAAGUAGAGACAAGGCAGCAACUAGAACAGAUAUUAGGAGAUCAUCGAGAGCUCAUUGAUGCUCUGACUGCUGAAAUUCUUCUUCUUAGAGAAGAAAAUUCUACCACACAGGCAAGACUUCAGCAGUACAUGGUCACAACAGAUGAGCAGCUUAUAUCACUCACACAUGCCAUUAAGAAUUGUCCUGUGAUUAAUAACUCUAGACAAGAAAGUCAAGUAACAGAAAGAGGAGCCACGAGUAGAAUGAUUAUAGAAAAUUCAGAGUGUCCUGUCAGUGCCAGUGCCUCUGUGCCAUUGAUGUUCAGAGUAGAAGAAGGAGCUGAGCUACCACAGGAAGAGUUACCUGUUAAACUGUCUCAAGUCCCAAAUGCCCCAGGUAGUAUGAACAUGGCCAAUAAUUUGCCAACCCAUAUUUAUGAGCCAGCUGUGUUGUUAACACCACCCAGGCAGAAGACCAGCUCAGAAUUCUCUCCUCUGCAGGAUGUGUUGAGGAGGACUGUUCAAACUCGUCCAGCUCCACGAAUUCCUCCAACUGUAGAAGUAAUUGAGAAGGAACAAAAUUGGGAAAAGAAAAUGUUACCUAUUGAUAUAGACAAUCAGAAUUCAAAUGAAGAGAGUCGUCUCUUCACUCAGAGGUGGAGAGUCUCUCACAUGGGAGAAGAUUUAGAGAACAAAAUUCAGACACCAUUUGUUAAUCUCUCACAGCCACUGUCAAGUUCCCAUCCUACUACUCAACAGUUGAGAAAUCCUCCAUUCUCAGAAGAGUUCCCUAUCCUUGGAGAUGGGCAACAAUUUCAAUCAAAUGAGACAUUGACACAAAGAAAGGACAUAAUGGCCCGAAUUGCUGAGUUGACACUUCAGAAUUCAGCCAUCAAGGCACAUCUGAAUAACAUUACUGUGUCUGGGGGAGAACAAGGCGAUGGGCUGCGGGAGCUGAACAAGCAGGAAAGUGCUGGGGAUGCUGCUGCUUGUCCAGUAGCACAAUCCCUAGCACCAAGUAGCAUGGAGGAACGGAUUGCAGAAUUGAAUCGACAGAGUAUGGAGGCUCGAGAGAAACUACUACAAUUGAUAGAGCAGCAAAAACUUGUUGGUUUGAACCUCUCCUCUUCUCCAGUGUUGCCAGUUCAGGCACCUCUUAGAGCAUGGCCUGAAGGAGGAAAGCGAACAAUUGAGGUAUCUAUUCCAGGAGCAGAAGUUCUAGGAAGCUCAAAGUGCAGUCCUGUCUCUCCUGUCAGUGCGAUAAAUACAAGAAGGUCUUCAGGAGCUAGUAGUAAUUCUUGUUCUCCAUUAAAUGCCACAUCAGGAAGUGGGAAAUUCACACCUCUUAAUCCAAGAACAAAGGUUUUCACGUCCAAUCGAAUCAUUGACUUUUACGUCCUUCGGACUAAAUCGUAA